Molecule: messenger RNA, 1719 nt
Organism: Melampsora larici-populina 98AG31
Lineage: Eukaryota; Fungi; Basidiomycota; Pucciniomycetes; Pucciniales; Melampsoraceae
Exons: 5
Coding region: 1-1719 (572 amino acids)
Source: RefSeq, a predicted model, not a curated record
AUGGGUGGAUGGUGUUGGGAUGGAUCGUUGAGUGAGGUAGACGAACAGACAACUCUUUAUAGUGCAGGGAAUGCUAAAGAGUCUCAGCUUUUCGAGUUCGUGACCGGUGCAUACACUCUGAAAUCUAUCGAUUCUGACUUCAUCCGAUUUGUCAGUGAAAGCGAUCAAAUGGAUCGUCUAAACACCAAAAAGUCAAAUCAAAUCCUGAGCACACCUUCCAAACGAUUCUACUUGGCGCAUAUUGAAAAAUUGGCUGCUGCUUGUGGCGUUCGAUCAGGCAAUGAGCGCUCAAGUCCAGGCUGUAUACCAUCCGAAAAUCCCUCUGGAGUGAAGUCUAAGACAGUUCAAAGCAUACCUCUUUUGCCUGUGCCCGAUCAAAAAUCCCCAUACGGUGAGGCCCCCGAUGUAGCAAAGCGCGAUGUUGAAUUGGACAAGAAGAUAGAAUUCCAAAGGAACGAGAUCCUCCGAUUGAAGCUUCAACUUCUUGAACGAAAGGAGGUGGAAAUCGAUAUAUCUACCUGCAAGCCUUCUCCUAAAGCUGGUUUCAAGCAGAAACCUGGGCCCAAAAAACGUGGACCUAAAUCAUUGAAAUCACAGGAACAGAACCACAAGAGACCGGUAGAGGGAGUACCACAGGAGGCUUUGAUUGAACAAUUGACAACGCCAGCUCUGGAUCCUUGGCCACCAAAGCCCAACUAUGAUACUCUCAACCGCGUACUUCGUCUCUCUCGCACGCUACAAUCUCGAGGCUCUUCUGACGACCAGCUUGUCAUUAUUGAGGCUUUUGGUCAAGCCUCUAUCUCUGUGCUACAGACUUGCCGAGACUCUUUGGUUGACAACAUCCGAGCUUCUUCAAAUUGUGAAGAUAGCACCUCCCCAUCAAAAGCUUCACGUCUUACUGAAGGGACCUUACAGUGGAUUGCGAAAGUUGUGAAGGAGAUGGAUGAAUGGGUCUCACGUACUGGUCAAGAAGUAGAAUGGAAAACCUGGGUUGAAGAUGUCAAAUACAGGAUCUAUCGAGAACUUUAUCCGAUUCUCACAUCAGUACUCGAAGUCUUCAUGCCAAGGUCUCAAAAUAUGUGUGGACAAAUUUCAACCACGCCGGAUGGCGGAGCGGAGUCGAAACCUCAAAAGAGCGUUAUCGAACUCAGGGAAUCGUUUGCAUCACUCUUCCAAACACUUUUGGUAUACUUCGAGCCUGAGAUCACCAUCAGCUUGGCGUCCAAUGUGCUCACAAGAUUAAGAUCCGAGGUGUGGUCGAGCCCUCCAGAAAAACCUCCCAUCGGUGCCAAACCUGCAACCUUCGUGAGUCGACAUAUGGGAGUGAGCUCGGAGACAACUGCCUCUCAGCUUUCCCGGUUGAGAGCCAAGUCGAUGGAGCUUGGGAGAGAGGAAUCAGUAAUUUAUCUCGUGAACGGGCUCAGAUCCUUUUGUUACGCCUAUUCCGGGGCUAUGAUCAUUCCAGAACAAAGCAACAAAACGUCAAACACCCAGAUUGACAUAUCGUUCAAACACCUCGAUUCAUACAAGGUUUUUUCAAGAUGCUCAGCCCAGUUGCAGGAACUAAAACAAACGGCAGGAGAGACUCUCGAAAGUAUAUGGGAUCUUGAGUGUCGUCAGAUAAACGCUGAGGUUAUCAAGACCGAAAGAAAGCUUGCUUUGAGUGAAUCUAGCAAGCGUGACUUGGUCAGCGUCUUGGAGCAACUAUGGGUACUUUGA